CUCUGUUAGUUCAGAGGAGAGAGCAAGGUGCUCACUGUUGAUUCAGCACUGGGAGAAGGAAGAGGCAGAAAUGGCUGCAACUACUGCUCAGCCUAUGGGGAGCCUCCCCAGUGGACUGGGAAUAUGCACCACAGCACCGGAUAUAUUUUACAUACCUGAACUGGUAUUUGGUGGUUUGGUAUGGAUUCUGGUGGCAUCGACACACGUGUACCCACCAAACCCUUUGGGGUGGGUGAUGUUUGUCUCUGUUUUCUGCUUUGUCAUGACCUUCCUCUGGAUGAUCAUCUUUGUUGCUGGAGGUCAUAAAAACAGUUCCGGCUGGGCUGCUGCUGACGUUGCUUACCAUGGCCUGGCAGCACUCUUUUUUCUGAGUGCAGGGGUGGAUUUGGCUUACAUCACUUUUGUCAAUAAACUAAUUGACUUUAAAACCUACCAGCUUGACAUUUCUGCUGUGGUGUUUGCCUUCGCAGCCACACUCCUGUACUUCAUCCAUGCCAUUCUCUCAGCCAUCCGAUGGAAACAUUUCUGAAGAACCAAUCAGAGACCUGCAAAAAGUAGUACACUGCAUCUGCUUUGUAUCUGUUUGUCCACGUGUGCCUAUGUGUGUCUUUGUGUGUUGGAUAAUGCAUGUAAGUCACACCAGAUCGAUCAGUUUCAGCAGUCUUGACUGUAUGUGAAAGCAUGACUUUCCUCCUUUGCAAUAUUAUCAAAGUACUUUAAAACACACAGACACACACAGUGCAUAACUGGAGUCCUAGUGAAUGUUUUUAAUCCCCAUUUUGUUUUUAGACAUAACACAAUACAUUGUGAAACUGGUUAUGAAUUUUUGAAGGGGAACCAUGUAUUUUAAAGCAUACAGGAAAAAAGUAAACAAAUCAAGAGUCAUAUCCUAUAAACAUCAUACCAUGUGUAUUGAGACAAAUAAUGUAAUCAACUAGAUAGAAAUCAAAAUUUAAAAUUUUUUUUUUAAAUCCACAAAUAUCAGAAUAAUAUAUUAUCUUACUCUGUAUGUUUUUGAGCCAGUGAUCAUAUCUUCAUGAAAGAAUGGGUCAUUUUUUAAAUCUGUUUAGAGAAUAUGGUGUAGAUGCUGUUAUGGCAGAAUGAGGUUUAUCACAAACAUACAAAGCUGGUAGCAUUAAAUGCAUUCUGCAUUCUCCAUUUUAUUAUCUGUAUUGAAACAUUAGGAAUAUUUUACUUGAAGAAAAUCAAAUACAUGCAAGUAAAUUGAAAAAAAAAAAAAAAUCAAAAAUCAAACCAGCAAACGACAAUAUAAGAGAAGGUAAUGAACAGAGUUAAUGUUG
Molecule: messenger RNA, 1301 nt
Organism: Archocentrus centrarchus (flier cichlid)
Lineage: Eukaryota; Metazoa; Chordata; Actinopteri; Cichliformes; Cichlidae
Gene: malb
Product: myelin and lymphocyte protein
Exons: 4
Coding region: 71-529 (152 amino acids)
Biological process (GO): myelination
Cellular component (GO): membrane
Molecular function (GO): structural constituent of myelin sheath
Source: RefSeq, a predicted model, not a curated record